GCCUGUAAUCUAUGAUUUAAGUCAGGGCAUGCGGUGGUGUGGAAGUGUGGAAACUCCUUCGAAAAGGUUGUAAAGGGGUUUCCUUCACGUUUUUUGAUUUUGACAGGCAGGUAAAUAUUUUACCAUCAUGCCGCCAAAAAAGUCAAUGGAAGAAACGGAUCGGUUGACCCGUAUAGCUAUUGUUAAUUCCGAUAAAUGUAAACCAAAAAGAUGUAGACAAGAAUGCAAAAGGUCUUGUCCAGUAGUAAGGAUGGGUAAACUUUGUAUAGAAGUCACUCCAAAUAGUAAAAUAGCAUCAAUUUCUGAAGAAUUAUGUAUUGGGUGUGGUAUUUGUGUUAAGAAAUGUCCAUUUGAGGCAAUAUCUAUUAUCAAUCUUCCUAGCAACUUAGAAAAAGAAACUACACAUCGUUAUUCAAAAAAUUCAUUUAAACUACAUAGAUUACCUAUUCCACGUCCUGGAGAAGUAUUAGGUCUAGUUGGUACUAAUGGAAUUGGUAAAUCAACUGCUCUUAAAAUUCUGGCAGGCAAGCAGAAGCCUAAUUUAGGCAGAUUUACUGAUCCUCCAGACUGGACAGAAAUUUUAAGUCAUUUUAGGGGUAGUGAGUUGCAAAACUAUUUUACUAAAAUAUUAGAAGAUGAUUUGAAAGCACUUAUCAAACCUCAGUAUGUAGAUCAAAUUCCCAAGGCUGUAAAAGGCACUGUGCAACAACUUCUAGAUAAGAAGGAUGAAUGCAAGAAUCAGAUAGAAAUCUGUAAAAUGUUGGAUUUGAUGCACAUACGUGACAGAGGUAUUGACGCACUUUCUGGUGGAGAACUUCAACGUUUUGCUUGUGCUAUGGUAUGCAUUCAGAAUGGAGAUAUUUUUAUGUUUGAUGAACCAUCUUCGUAUUUAGAUGUAAAACAACGUCUUAACGCAGCUGUGACCAUUCGAUCUCUUAUUCAUCCUGACAAGUUUAUUAUAGUAGUGGAACAUGAUUUAUCGGUGUUGGACUACUUGUCUGAUUUCAUUUGUUGUCUUUACGGUGUUCCUGGUGCUUACGGUGUCGUUACUAUGCCCUUCUCUGUAAGGGAAGGUAUAAAUAUUUUCCUCGAUGGUUUUGUGCCAACGGAAAACUUGAGAUUCCGCGAAGAAUCCCUUGUAUUUAAAGUAGCUGAAAGCGCGACUGAAGAGGAAGUUAAACGUAUGAACCACUACGAGUAUCCCGCAAUGGUAAAGACAAUGGGUUCCUUUCAAUUACGCGUCGAGAAAGGUCAAUUUACUGAUUCGGAAAUUCUUGUAUUACUUGGGGAAAAUGGAACGGGGAAAACCACCUUUAUCAGAAUGUUGGCUGGUAAUUUGCCGCCCGAUGACGGUUCAGGAAAUAUUCCUCAGCUCCACAUUAGUUACAAACCACAAAAAAUUAGCCCUAAAUCCCAAGGUGUUGUACGGCAAUUAUUGCAUGAAAAGAUAAGGGAUGCUUAUGUUCAUCCUCAAUUCGUAACUGACGUUAUGAAGCCGCUAAAGAUAGACGAUAUUAUGGACCAAGAAGUACAGAAUCUUUCUGGAGGGGAAUUACAGCGGGUGGCUUUAGCUUUAUGCCUUGGAAAACCAGCCGACGUUUAUUUAAUUGAUGAACCUUCUGCUUAUCUGGACUCCGAGCAACGUUUAGUGGCAGCUAAAGUAAUUAAACGGUUUAUUCUACAUGCAAAGAAAACAGGAUUUGUGGUAGAGCACGACUUUAUUAUGGCUACCUAUUUAGCUGACCGUGUAAUUGUUUUUUCUGGUACUCCAUCUCUGUCAACUACUGCUCAUAGUCCACAAUCUUUAUUGAAUGGAAUGAACAGAUUCUUAGAACUCUUAGGUAUCACUUUCAGAAGAGAUCCAAAUAAUUUCCGACCAAGGAUUAAUAAGGCCCAAUCUGUAAAGGACUUGGAACAAAAGAGAGCUGGACAAUAUUUCUUCUUGGAGGAGUGAGACGUGAUCUCAUCAAUAAGUCGAUUAGCAGCUUAUAUAAAAAUACUGUUAAGAAGUUUUUGUAAAUCUUUAUAUGUUUUAAAGCCGGGAAUGGAUUUCUUACAAUAUAUGAAAAUACUAGUGACGCAUAUUUUGCGUUCAAUCGUCCUUUUAGGAUAUUUAUUUAAACGAAUAUGAACAUUGCAAAUCUACUGAUAUAUGUCUGAGUAUAUCAAAGAAUUUGAUUUAAAGAGAAAUACAAUCGUAUUUUUGUACAAAAUACCGCUGCCACAAAUUUAUUUAUAUUCAUUAACAUGUGUCAGACUUCGCAUUUACAAUCCAGUACAUGAAUUAUCCAAAGUACAUUUUGUUCUAUGAAUAAUUUAUAUUUGAUUAUGUGUAACAAAUUAGAAGAACGUGAAUAUCUCAACGUAUGUACAACUGCUAUGGAACAUCAAUUAUACAAGUGAAAUAUGAAGAAAACGGAUCAGUCAUUUGAUGAACCUCAUGAAACCAAUGAUUUUAAACAUGUUGCGAUAUAAUCGAGAAUUUUAAUACAAAUUAAAAAUAAACAGAUUAAGCAUAAAAAGAAAGUAGUUUUAAAAUUUGUGCUUUGUUUUCAAUAACAAAAUAGAAAGAGGAAAGUUACUUUUUCCUGGUGCCAUUGUAAUAAUAUGUAUCAAUCAAGUUAUCUUAAUUACUCGAUAGAUAUGUACUUUCAAUAAUUUCGAAUUUAGAAUGUAAAAUUUGUGUUGCGUCAUUUAAGCUCGGACUUCAUUAAUGCACAAGAAAUACUUCCUGAACUAUGAAAGAUUUGUAAAGAUGUAAUAAUCAGCACAAUUAUUAUGAAAAAACGACGGUAUUAAUCAAGUAUAAGCAUCGCUAAAAGAUCGAUCAUGUCGAUCAUGUCAAGAACUAUGAUGAAAAUAAAUCAUUUGAAGUACAAA
This is a messenger RNA of Osmia bicornis bicornis, 2880 nucleotides long. It is a transcript of the gene pix, whose product is annotated as protein Pixie. The record is from RefSeq and is a predicted model, not a curated record. Gene Ontology annotation, molecular function: ribosomal small subunit binding; iron ion binding; ATP binding. The transcript has 9 exons. Bases 128 to 1954 code for a protein of 608 amino acids. Lineage: Eukaryota; Metazoa; Arthropoda; Insecta; Hymenoptera; Megachilidae. Gene Ontology annotation, biological process: ribosomal subunit export from nucleus; translational initiation; translational termination.